GCUAAGCUCACGCCGCACGUGUUUGCAUUGAGUGUCAAACGAGGCGGCAAGUAACCUCGUUAUUGGUGAUUCCUGGGAUUGUGGAUUGUUUUGAGUGAAUAUUGGCUACAGUUUUAGCGAAAGGACAGUAAAUUGAAGCAGAAAAAUGAAGGUGAAAUCAAAGGGUCCAGUGGUUGCAGCUAGGCCCAAGAGCCUCGACAUGAAAAAGAAGCCCAAAAAACCAUUUUCCAACGGAGUUUCCAAAGGGGAAGUGAAUGAUCCCGUCCCUGCGAAGCCAAAAAUUUUGAAACCUGAGAAGGAAGCAAAGGCCAAACAGUUGAAGAAGGAGAAGAAAACUAAACCAAAAGAAAACGGAGCAACGAUCAAGGACGAGAAAGACUCAAGCGAGGCAGAAAUCACUGAGGACCUGCCAAAGACCAAAAAGUCUAAAACGGCCAAGAAAAGUGAGUCCAAACUCCACAAAAAAGACCUCGAAAGCUUGAAAGAAAUCGAUCCUGAAUUCUACAAUUUCCUGCAACAAAACGACAAGAAACUGCUUGAUUUUGCCCUGGAAGACAGCGACGGAGAGGAAGCAGAAAGCGAUGGCGAAGCCGAGGACCAACCAGGCAAAGACGAUGAUGAAGAAAUGGUUCAUAAACCGAGUGGAGAGCUAGAAGUGGCCAGCGAUGAAAGUGAUUUCCACGACAGCGAUGACGACGAUGAUGAGGACGGCAAGCCCGAAUCGAAAGUGGUCACCCUGAAGCUCCUCAGACAAUGGCAAUCUGACUUGCAAGGAAGCAAAGUCAAAGCCGCAACAAUCCGGAAUGCAAUGCAAGCAUUCAGCGCAGCGCUCGCAAGCGUAUCCGACGGGGAGAAAGGAAAAACCACAUACAAAGUCGAGGGUGCGGCUGCAUUCAACGGCGUCAUCCAGCUUUGCGUCCUGCACCUCCAGCCGGCAAUCCACAGAUUCUUGGGCAUGCAUGAGAAAUCACAACUUCCAAUCCACAAAUCCAAGAAUUUUAAGAGAGUUCGGGCUCCCUUAAAGACAUACCUCAUCGAAUUGUCGCUGAUAGUCGAGCACGUUUCGAGCAGCAACAUUUUGCGAGUUAUCCUGAAACAUCUGCAUCAAGUGGGCAUUAUGUUGAUGUCGUUCCCCUGGCAAGUAACCAAACCGAUCUUGAAGCGCUUGGUCGUUUUGUGGAGUACAGCGGAAGAGGAGACAGUCCGCGUGUUAGCGUUUCUGUGCAUCCUGAAAAUAACGCGCAACCAACAGAAGACAAUGUUGAAUAACGUUUUGAAGGCAAUGUACCUUGCCUACGUACGGAACUCGAAGUUUGUGAGCCCAAACACAUUGGCUAACAUAAAUUUCAUGCGUCGGUCGCUAGUGGAGAUGUUCGCCUUAGAUUUGAACACAACUUACCAACACGCCUUUUUAUACAUCCGCCAGUUGGCCAUCUACCUCCGAAACGCUGUGAUCCUGAAGAAGAAGGACAGCUUCCGAGCUAUCUACAAUUGGCAAUACGUCAACUCAAUCCGAUUGUGGGCCGACCUCCUCGGGGCUACCGCACACAAGCCGCAACUGCAGCCUCUGGUUUACCCCCUCAUCAGCAUCACGACUGGAGUAGUCAAGUUGAUUCCCACUGCGCAGUAUUUCCCUCUGCGCUUCCACUGCAUUCAAGCUUUGAUAUCGCUCCAGAAACGUUCAAACACCUUCAUCCCUAUUUUGCCCUUCAUUCUGGAGGUCCUGAACAGCAACGAAUUCAACAAGAAACACACAAUCGUCUCUAUGAAACCGAUGUCUUUCGCGUGCGUUAUCCGCCUGAAUAAACCUCAAUUGGCCGAAAAUGGUUUCCGCGACGAAGUCGUCGAGCAAGUGUGCGGUCUCAUGCUCGAGUACCUUGCACACGAGUCCUGUUCACUGGCCUACCCAGAUCUAGUUGUUCCAUGCGUUCUCGCUCUCAAACAAUAUCUGAAAAUCUGCAAAAAUGCCAACUACUCCCGAAAACUGAAACAAUUGUUGGACAAGAUCGUGGAAAACUCGAAGUUCGUCGAACAGGAACGAAAGAAAGUCAAUUUCGGGUUGCAGGAUCGUAACUUGGUGACGUCUUGGGAAACUCAACUGAGGAACAAAGGCACUCCAUUGGAUGUGUACUACUCCAGCUGGGUGAAAGCUCAUGAAAUGAAACGGAAACGACAGGCCGCCAAUACCGAUGACAUCAAUGACUUCGAUAUUCCCAAGAUAAAGAGGAAGAAGGGCGAGAAGCAAAGCGAAGGCGACGAUGGACCUGUCGAACUGUUCCCAUCUGGCAGCGAGGAUGAAGGCGAGGUAAACGGCGAUGCAGAAAAGGCGAAGAAGGAAAAGAAGAGCAAAAAUAAGUUGAAGGAGAAGAAGGCCAAGGUUCCGGAACCUGAAGCGGAAAGUGAAGCCGAAGAGGAAGACGAUAACGUUGAAGAUGUUGAUAUUGUAAAAGAUUUAGAUUUGAAUGAUUGGUAAAUAAAGUAUUUUUAAGAA
Messenger RNA from Hermetia illucens (black soldier fly), 2491 nucleotides. RefSeq names its product nucleolar complex protein 2 homolog (gene Noc2). The transcript is spliced from 2 exons. Gene Ontology annotation, molecular function: histone binding; transcription corepressor activity. Bases 146 to 2473 code for a protein of 775 amino acids. The record is from RefSeq and is a predicted model, not a curated record. Gene Ontology annotation, cellular component: nucleoplasm; Noc2p-Noc3p complex; Noc1p-Noc2p complex. Gene Ontology annotation, biological process: negative regulation of transcription by RNA polymerase II; ribosomal large subunit biogenesis. Lineage: Eukaryota; Metazoa; Arthropoda; Insecta; Diptera; Stratiomyidae.